AUGAAGAGAUCCAAAACGCACAGCUCCAGCGACAUAGCCGCUGAGAUGUCUGCUGCGGCCACCCCCUCUCCUUCGUCCUCGACUACCGCUAGCACCAAGAGACGGCGUAACAACCCAAACGAGUGCUGCGUGAAAUGCAGCGGCAAAUAUAGCGAUGACCCUUGUGAUAACUGCUCGCGGCUCAAGCUCGACUGCAGUUUCACGCAAAACGCCAAUGGCUCACAGCCGCAUGACAAGGUGGCCAGGACCACACCCAAUGGUAUAGUCACAGAAGCCGGGACUAUUCGAAAACGCGCACAGAGAGCGGCGACUUGCCCAGGUGUCAAAGAUGCCAGUCCAACGAUCUUCCGUCGUGUGGCACAGGUCGUGACGACCACAUCAAAUGGGCGCAUCGCGCAAGAGAGUAGGAGCAGCAGCGAAUUGGAAACGCCUACUCCAUCAUUGGAGCGAGUCUUUCUUCCCGGUUCUCUGGUCCAGGAUCAUCUGCUCAGAAGAGAGGUCGUUUUGAAGCAUGCCAAUAUCUACUUUGACCACCUUUUCCACAUGCCCUGCAUGGGAUUCUUGCAUCCAGGCACUAUCUACCGGCUGAUUGAUGAAGACAAGCUCUCACCUGCUCUGGCAGCAGGCAUCUGCUCUAUAACAGCCGACUUUGUGUCCCCAGGUCCGGCUGGGCGCGAAUUCGCGGUUCGGUGCAAUGAACGGCUGGAACACGAUGCGCUCCGCAAUUUCGCCUUCAUGGACCAAGAACAACUCGUUUUCCACGUACUGGCCACCGUCUACAACUGGAUGUCUGGCCCCCUGAGCAAAGUGUGGAUGUGGACCGCCACAGCCGGCAGGUUGAUCAAAUGCCUGCAGCUCAACUACGAGCCGGACCACAGGUCUGUUCAGGUGGCUCCUUCGGAAAGAGAGAUCCAAAGGCGCGGUGUAUGGCAGAUUUAUAUCAUCGACCAUUUCCUGUCGGGCGGGCACGAUGAGCAUCUUCUCCUCCCGUCCAACUCGAUACAUAUCAGAUUACCCUGCUCCGACCAGGUAUUCAGAGACGAUUUGCCCUCGACCAUGGAGACGCUUGAUCGCAACCCGUCAAUUCCGUCUAGCCUCGGCGACUACAGCCUCGACGCUUGCCACGUAAGGCUGCUCACGAUUCGAAGCCAGGUCCUUAGGACUACCAAACGUUUUACCGACUCCUCCCAGAAUGCCGGGCCAGAAGCCAUGAGGCCGGAACAGUUCAUGGAACACACUCUCAAAGAACAAUCUAUGCGCGACUCAGCCAGCGGCAUCCCUUGGGAAUUCUUCUUACGUUCACACCAACCAUUCCUCUUUCGCUGUCAACAGCAGGCUAUUGCUUACGCUAUCUGUCUGGCCCAAACUUGGGACUAUUGCCUGCAUAAUAUCAAGAAGGGCCCGAAAACCUCAAUAGCACAGGGCCUGGUUACAGUCGACUGGAUGGUUGGGGCAUGCGCUGUCGAUGUUGUCGAUGCUCUUCUCGUUGCGAGAAAGCACAGGCUAUACGAGGACCUUCGUGGCAACACCAGUGCUCAAAUGUGCUACUCGAAGCCAAUCGAUGACACAUUACUAGCGUCACUUACCUCGACGAUUGUUAAGCUUGUCGAUGACCUCGUCAAGUUCUUACCGAGGGUUGAACAUUAUAACCAAGUUAUACACGAAAAGUUAAAAGAGUUCGAUAUCCAGUCUGGCAAUGUUGACCGAAUUGGAGCUGUCAAGUCAGAGGACCGAAAUGGGACACCGAGUCCCACUCUACCAGGCCCGAAUGACAUACUGCCAGAUUCACAGCUUGACGCAGAGGUCUCUCCCAGUAGCUUUGCAGACUCGGCCUCGAUAUCAGAUCGAUUCUUGAGGAAGAAGUCGGUCUCUUCUCCGUACGAAAAGCUGCCGAUGUACAGCGGCGUGGUACCGAACAUGCAAGUUGCGGAGGCACCAUCAGUGAUGCCGUACUGUUUGCAGCAGGCCCGGGCAUCGUCUCCGACAGGUCCUUUCGCAGCACCAACUGCUAGCAACCACCAGCCGUCUUACAUCCCGCCCAACUCAUCGAUCAACGGCCCGACACCAGUCCCGACCCACUCGACCUUCGCACUCAGCAUGGGGCCCAUUUUCGACACGUCCAUCAGGCCAACCGUGUUCACAGAUGCCGCGAUGCCCCAAUCGAUGACGAUGAAUCACUAUCCUGUCGGCGAGAGCACACCACAGCCCAGCAUGCAGACCCCGAUGGUGCCGGGACACAAUGUCUACGAGUCGUACGGCCCUCCGUACAAUUUUCAGAACGAACAUACCCAGGGUCCCUGGUUACAGCAUGGGCAACGCGACCCUCACGGCUACAGUUGA
This is a messenger RNA of Neoarthrinium moseri, 2340 nucleotides long. RefSeq lists its product as uncharacterized. The record is from RefSeq and is a predicted model, not a curated record. Gene Ontology annotation, molecular function: zinc ion binding; DNA binding. Lineage: Eukaryota; Fungi; Ascomycota; Sordariomycetes; Amphisphaeriales; Apiosporaceae. Bases 1 to 2340 code for a protein of 779 amino acids. Gene Ontology annotation, biological process: DNA-templated transcription. The transcript is spliced from 10 exons. Gene Ontology annotation, cellular component: nucleus.